AUGUCCGAAUUCAACCUCUCCAACCCCAACCGCACCAUCCACGUCGGCGUCAUCCUCAUGAACAGCGUCACCGAGGCGCUCGACGUCGCUCCCGUCGACCUUCUCCACGGCGUCAGUCAGCGGUUCAUCGAGGACAUGCCCACGCUCAUCCCCGAGCCGUUCAAGACCCAGGGCCUGCCCAUCGACUUCCACUGGGACUCGUUUGCUAAGUGCCCCCCGCUGGACAUUGUCCUUGUCGGCGCGCACCACAUCGACUACCGCCUCUCCGACGCGGAGCUCGCCUUCGUGCGCAAGUCCUACGACGCGUGCACCGCGUUCAUGACCGUCUGCGGCGGCAUCCAGGUGGCCGUCCAGGCGGGACUCGUCGACGGCAAGACGGUCACCGGCCCGCGGUUCAUGCUGUCGGAGUUGCGCGCCGCCGCGCCGGACGCCACGGCUUGGGUGGAGAAGCGGUUUGUCAGUGACGGGAAGCUGUGGACGAGCGGCGCGCUGCACAACGGGCUGGACAUGAUGGCCGCGUUCAUGCGGCACACGUGGCCGGGCAAGGAGGGGGGCAUGCCCAGCUUGGUGGACUUUGGCCUGGUGUUGGGCAGUGGCCUGAACAGGGACAUUGACUACAAGGACGAGCCGCUGCUGGAGAUGCCGGUGGCGUAG
This is a messenger RNA of Cordyceps fumosorosea ARSEF 2679, 654 nucleotides long. Its product is annotated as ThiJ/PfpI. Bases 1 to 654 code for a protein of 217 amino acids. The record is from RefSeq and is a predicted model, not a curated record. The transcript is spliced from 3 exons. NCBI's taxonomy places the organism in Eukaryota, Fungi, Ascomycota, Sordariomycetes, Hypocreales, Cordycipitaceae.